This is a messenger RNA of Mesoplodon densirostris (Blainville's beaked whale), 951 nucleotides long. RefSeq names its product Golgi-associated RAB2 interactor protein 3-like. The record is from RefSeq and is a predicted model, not a curated record. The transcript has 4 exons. NCBI's taxonomy places the organism in Eukaryota, Metazoa, Chordata, Mammalia, Artiodactyla, Ziphiidae. Gene Ontology annotation, cellular component: nucleus. The annotation marks the transcript as partial.
UACAUGGCCAAUAGCUACUGUUCAGUGGGGGUGUUGAGGACCUCCAUGGGGGUCCUGCAACGACAACUGUACGAGGGAGGAGAGUAUGACAUUUUCAAGUACGCUCCCAUGUUUGAGAGCGACUUUAUCCAGGUCAGCAAGGAAGGAGAACUGAUUGACCUAGACAACCGCGUCCGAAGGGUGACUGUGGGCGUCGCAUCCACCAGCCCCCUCUUCCCACUACCUGACGUCAUGCUGCUGGCCCGAACAACGAAAGUCUGUGAAGAGCAUGUCAGAUGCGCCCGGAUCACCAAGGGGAGAGGUUGCAAGCCCGUGAAGACCCUAGAGCUCACCAGGCUGCUUCCCUUGAAGUCUGUCAAGAUCUCCAUCCACAACCGUGAGAAACAGCAGCUGUGCCUGAAUCUUGCUACCGGCCGUACUUUCUAUCUGCAGCUGUGCCCCUCUUCCGAUGCACAAAAAGACCUCUUUUCCCAUUGGGAAAAGCUUGUCUAUAUCCUGAGACCACCGGUAGUCAGUUACAGCAGUACCCCGAUGCUCCAAACUGGAGAUGCAGCGACUACAGAGGAUGCCAAAAUCCUAACCACAGAGCUCCACAGAGAAAGGGAUCAGGAUGAGGCUGGGAUUCACAAGCUUCGUGACGUGCACAUCCUCGACGGAGAAAGCGGAUCCGGCGAGGACAUUACAGGUGCUGCCAGCUUAUCCUUGCAGGACACGAACCUGGUCUUGGCGGAUGUUGCCAGCACAUCCUCGACGGUGGCAGAUGGUCCAGAGAGCAGCAUGAGCAUGGUGUUGCCAGUUGCAGUCACAACCAGCAAGCCUGCUGCUGGAAGAGCUGAAGGGAAGGUCGCAGACCCCGUGGUCUCCACCUUGCAGACUGAAGGCUACAUGUCUGAACGGGAUGGAAGCCAGAAGGGCUUCCACCCCAGGGAUGAAGCCUGGAGAGAAAAAAAG